Messenger RNA from Staurois parvus, 591 nucleotides. NCBI's taxonomy places the organism in Eukaryota, Metazoa, Chordata, Amphibia, Anura, Ranidae. The record is from the annotation of a GenBank genome assembly.
AUGAACCAGAGCAAAACGGAGCAGUUUGAUCAGGAGAAGCUGCCAGCUUUAGAAGGUGCCUACAAUGCCAUCCUUCGAGAGCUGGGCGAGGACCCCGAAAGAGAUGGACUGCUGAAGACCCCCCUGAGAGCUGCAAAAGCCAUGCAGUUUUUUACUAAGGGAUACCACGAGACCGUUCAUGAUAUACUCAACAACGCCAUAUUUGAUGAGAACCAUGAUGAGAUUGUCAUUGUGAAGGAUAUCGAGGUGUUUUCUCUUUGUGAACAUCACUUGGUACCAUUUUUUGGCAAGGUUCAUAUUGGCUACAUGCCAAACAGAAAAGUAGUUGGACUGAGCAAGCUGGCAAGAAUUGUUGAAAUCUUUGCUCGGCGGUUACAAGUUCAAGAGCGCCUCACAAAACAAAUCGCAUUAGCCAUCAAUGAUGCUCUGCAGCCAUUGGGGGUGGCUGUUGUUAUGGAAGCUACACACAUGUGUAUGGUAAUGAGGGGCGUGCAGAAGAUGAACAGCAGGACCGUCACCAGCACAAUGCAUGGACUCAUGCGAGAAGAUCCCAAGACCAGAGAAGAAUUCCUCUCACUGAUCAAACAAUAG